AUGCCUUCAACUCCGGAUGGGCAAGACCCAGAGCCACCGAAUCCUAAACAGCCGCGCCAGAGGGCUCCCACGAUUAGUAUCGACGAUUCCGCUGUAAAUCCUUCCGCGGAAGAGCCACCCAGCGCCGCUUCUGACAGACCGGGCCCUCUACCACGCAUACAAACCGUUGGCCUGGACUCGGGCCCAACCCUGUCCUCCCCCCUUUCGGUUUCGCCCACUGACGUUCGACCAUCCUCUGAUACACGCGAGUCCCGACCUACAUCUCCCCACAAUGUUUCGUCUCCCAGAACCCAGUUCCUCGAUGGAACAGCACAAAAUUUUCUUUCUGUUCCUGGGUUAAGGGCGAGGGCGACGUCUAUAGAGUCUGAAGUUUCGCCCACGUCGGAAUUUGGGGGAGAAACCCAGAUUGCCUCCUCUACCACUGGCAUGGACGACCACUCGAGCAAGAUUUCCCUUAGCAACAACGAUGAUGUGAUGAACGAUGCGGACGCACUAAGACCAGACCCUGGCUCCGAGGCCGAUUUUGAAGUUCAGGACAACAAAUUCGCCUUCUCGCCCGGGCAGUUGAACAAAAUGAUCAAUCCUAAAAGUUUGGCUGCUUUUCACGCUCUCGGUGGAUUAGGAGGUUUGGAAAAAGGUCUCCGGACGGAUCGACACAGUGGCUUAAGUGUCGACGAAGUUGGCCUGAGCGGGACGGUGGACUUUCGUGAAGCGGUUCAAGCAGGUGCUGAAGCCGAGGAAAAUUACGGCACGGUCAAGAGAAUCAACACAUCCAAUUCAAUGACUGCUCCAGCGAAGAUCUCCGAGAAUUCAUUUGCCGACCGCAAACGCAUCUUCAAAGACAAUCGACUGCCCGAGAAGAAAGCCAAAACAUUUUGGCAACUUGCUUGGAUCGCUUAUAACGACAAGGUGCUGAUUCUUCUUUCCGUCGCCGCUGUCAUCUCUCUCGCUCUGGGUAUCUAUCAGACUGUCAAUCCCGUCCCUUCUGAAGAGCAUGAAGCUCGAGUCGAAUGGGUCGAAGGUGUCGCCAUUAUGGUUGCAAUCUUUGUUGUUACUUUUGUGGGGGCCUUGAAUGAUUACCAAAAGGAACGCCAGUUCAUCAAAUUAAAUCGCAAAAAGGAGGAACGCUCGGUCAAGGUUAUUCGAUCCGGUAAAUCUCAGGAGAUUUCGGUUUAUGAUGUCUUGGUUGGAGACGUGAUGCAUCUGGAGCCUGGUGAUCUGAUCCCGGUGGACGGUGUAUUCAUUGAUGGCCACAACGUCAAGUGCGACGAAUCAUCCGCCACCGGCGAGUCUGAUAUUAUUCGGAAAACACCUGCGGAUGAAGUAUACCACGCUAUUGAAAACCACCAGAGUCUCAAGAAAAUGGACCCGUUCAUUCUUUCAGGCGGAAAGGUCUCGGAAGGUGUGGGCACAUUCCUGGUCACCUCUGUGGGCGUCAAUUCCAGCUAUGGCAGAACCUUGAUGUCUCUUCAGGACGAGGGACAAACGACACCUCUACAGUCGAAAUUGAAUAUUCUGGCCGAGUACAUUGCUAAGUUGGGAUUGGCUGCGGGUUUGCUACUCUUUGUUGUGCUGUUCAUCAAAUUCCUAGCGCAGCUCAACAAAAUCGACGGUGGCUCCCAAGGCAAAGGUCAGCGUUUUCUUCAAAUCUUUAUCGUCGCGGUCACAAUUAUCGUCGUCGCGGUGCCAGAAGGAUUGCCCUUGGCCGUCACCCUCGCUCUAGCAUUUGCUACGACACGAAUGCUGAAAGACAACAACUUGGUACGACUCCUCCGUGCCUGUGAAACCAUGGGCAAUGCCACCACGGUCUGCUCGGACAAAACCGGAACUUUGACACAAAACAAGAUGACCGUAGUCGCAGGAACCUUGUCGACCGCCUCUCGAUUCGGCGACAGGCAACAGCCUAUCAGUUCCACGGCCGUGAGCGAGGAAAAAUCUGAAGGCGCCGUCACGUCUUCGAACGACGUCUCUUCAUCCGAAUUCAUUUCGACGCUCUCACAGGAGACUCUGGCGCUCCUCAAGGAUUCGGUGAUACUCAAUUCAACCGCAUUCGAAGGUGAGGAAGGGGGUAGGAAGGUCUUUAUCGGUUCCAAAACCGAGACUUCUCUGCUUUCCUUUGUCAGCGAUCAUCUUGCCAUCGGAUCCCUCAGUGAGGAGAGAGCCAAUUCAGACAUCGUUCAAAUGGUGCCUUUCGACUCGGGUCGCAAAUGUAUGGCCGUCGUCAUUCGGCUUGCCAAUGGCAAAUACCGUAUGCUGGUCAAGGGAGCGUCUGAGAUCCUGAUUGCUAAAUGCACCCGGAUCAUCAGUGAUCCGACCAAAGGGGUUGUGGACUCACCGAUCACUCCGGAACAGGUUGAAACCUUAAACGGCAUUGUCAGCAAUUAUGCUUCGAGGUCCCUGCGUACAAUCGCACUCCUAUAUCGAGACUUUUGCGAGUGGCCUCCUCGGGGAGCUGCUUUACCAGAUGACAAGAAGCAGGCGGACUUUGAUAAGGUUUUCAAGGACAUGGUCUUUUUCGGUGUUGUGGGCAUCCAGGACCCGCUGCGUCCGGGCGUCACCAAAGCCGUUCACGAUUGUCAAGUGGCAGGUGUUUUUGUGCGCAUGGUAACUGGCGACAACAUCAUGACAGCUAAAGCUAUUGCCACCGAAUGUGGGAUUUUUACUUCGGGUGGAAUCGCCAUGGAGGGUCCUGUCUUCAGGAAGUUGAGCUCGAAGCAGCUGACUCAGGUCAUUCCACGUCUACAAGUCCUCGCCCGAUCAAGCCCUGAAGACAAGAGGUUACUCGUGGGCCAUCUGAAGAAACUCGGUGAAACCGUGGCAGUCACGGGUGACGGUACUAAUGAUGCGCCCGCGCUCAAGACCGCAGACGUAGGUUUUUCCAUGGGCAUUGCAGGAACUGAGGUCGCGAAAGAGGCUUCAGCAAUCAUCCUCAUGGACGAUAACUUUGCAUCCAUUGUCAAAGCCAUCUCGUGGGGCAGAACGGUGAACGAUGCAGUCAAGAAAUUCCUUCAGUUCCAAGUGACCGUCAACAUUACGGCGGUCUUUUUGACAUUCAUCUCUGCCGUGGCCAAUGAUGAUGAAAGCUCUGUCCUGACGGCCGUCCAGCUUCUGUGGGUGAACCUCAUCAUGGAUACAUUUGCAGCCCUCGCAUUGGCUACCGACCCCCCUUCGCCCUCGAUAUUGAAACGACGACCGGAACCGAAGUCAGCACCAUUGAUCACCAUUACGAUGUGGAAGAUGAUUAUUGGCCAGUCCAUCUUCCAGCUUGUUGUCACUCUCAUCCUAUAUUUCGCGGGAGAGAGCAUUCUGUCAUAUCAAACAGAAGAUGAAAAGGAUCGCCUGCAAAGUACGAUUUUCAAUACGUUUGUGUGGAUGCAAAUAUUCAAUCAAUACAACUCGCGACGACUGGAUAACGACUUCAAUAUUUUUGAAGGAAUCCUUCGAAAUUGGUGGUUCAUUGGAAUUCAGUUCAUCAUUGUUGGUGGCCAAUGUUUGAUCAUGUUUGUUGGAGGUCAAGCAUUCUCGAUACACCGAAUCAACGGCGCUCAAUGGGGUUAUUCGAUUGUUCUCGGUGCCCUCUCCAUGCCCAUGGCCGUGGUUAUUCGGUUGAUCCCAGACGAGUUAUUCGCGAGACUCAUUCCCAGUAUUCCUCGACGGAAGAAACGGGGACCUAAAUUCAUUGUUGAGGACGAUGAGGAUAGAGUUCAACAGUGGAAUCCGGCUCUAGAGGAGAUUCGGGAUGAAUUGACAUUCCUCAAGAAAAUCCGUGGUGGUCGGAUGUCGGAAUUGGCAUACAAACUACAACAUCCACGGGACACAUUCUUACCGCGCUCACGCAGUCCUUCUCGUUCUCGCUCAACCAGCGAACUGCCCCAGACACCGGAUGGUGAGCAAGCCGUGUCGGAUGCAAUGACCGGAUCUCCCUCGACUCCCGAGAAGGCCAGACGACGAGCGAGAUCUAGUUCGAAUUCAGUGUUCGGACCUGCAACUGCCAUGGCAGGAAUCAUUGCAGGGAGCGUCGCAGGAGGUUGGUCUCCGAUUGAAAGGCGCCCGGAGGAACAGGAGACGGUACGAUUUACGAGAUCUCGUUCUCAUUCGGGGGUGGACGGCACUAGUGGAAUGGAGAUCCAUCCCGCAACACCGGCAGAGGACCCUGUCUUUGCGAAGAGUGUUCCAAAGACUGGUAUUCCUCCCAGUCAAGAUCCCAAUCUCGCGCCUCACUUUGAGCACGCACCGCCUCAUAGUCCCUCUGGCCGCUCAAGAGGUUCACACUCUCGACAACCAUCUCCAAUCGCCUGA
Messenger RNA from Rhinocladiella mackenziei CBS 650.93, 4299 nucleotides. Its product is annotated as calcium-translocating P-type ATPase, PMCA-type. Gene Ontology annotation, molecular function: P-type calcium transporter activity; ATP binding; ATP hydrolysis activity. The coding region runs from base 1 to 4299 and encodes 1432 amino acids. The record is from RefSeq and is a predicted model, not a curated record. Lineage: Eukaryota; Fungi; Ascomycota; Eurotiomycetes; Chaetothyriales; Herpotrichiellaceae. Gene Ontology annotation, cellular component: membrane; intracellular membrane-bounded organelle. Gene Ontology annotation, biological process: calcium ion transmembrane transport; intracellular calcium ion homeostasis. The transcript is spliced from 3 exons.